AUGGCCACGGCAUUCCCCCCGCCCGUUUCCGGCGGGCGGAUGCUGCCGCCGGCGCUGCCUCGGGGCCCGGCGCCCAAAGGCGUGCGCCUGGAGAGGCACCCAGAGGUCGAGGAGCUUCUGGUGGCGGACGCCGACUUUGCUGUGGGCGACUUGGUGCUCUCGGAGAAGUUUCUGCUCUGCGGGCCUCCAGAGCUGCCGCCCUUGGCGAUGUUCCGGCCGCCGCCGCCGGAGGUGGGGACUGUGGAGAUCGCCGGGGACGGCUUUCCCAGCGCGGUGAUCUUCGACCAAGAGCACAUGAAGCUCUUGUUUGAGUACCAGAACUCUGAGCUGGAGGUGCAACAGGAGGUGCUGGCGAUGCAAGAUUCCAUGCACCCCAGCUCAGAGACGUAUUUGUCCACCUGGCGCGUGGCGGAGUGGCUCGUAGCCCAGCAGCUGCCGUGGCUGCAAGACCUCGACGUGGCGAGCCUGGCGAGGCUGCUGCGCUUGUUUUGCGUGAACUCCCACCCCUGCAAAGCGGCUGGCAACACCAGCGGCCUCUUAAAGUGGGGCACAAUGAUCAACCACUCCUGCUUGCCCAACGUGGUGUACUCCUCGGUGCAGGGCCCCGAGGACUUCGAGGGUCACUUCCGCGCGUGUCGCCCCAUCGCCGCUGGGGAGGUGCUGGGGGUGUCCUACAUGAAGCUCCAGGGGACUUUGGCGCCCAUGAACCUGCGGCGCCGCAUGCUGUGGUACCUCAAGGGCUUCGUCUGCCUCUGCCCGCGCUGCUCCCUUGAAGCGGCCGGCUUGGACCCAGCCAGGCGCCUGGUGUGCCAUGGCGGUUUGGCCGCGGAGUGCGGGGCCAUGGUGUGGCAGUACCUCCCAGGCUCCGAGCAGCACCGCUUCGCCUGCGCCUGCCGCGUCGAGUCCUCUGCGGACGUCGAGGCGCGCGAGCGGCGCGCGGCGCACGGCGCCCUGGGCGCGCUGUGCGCCCGCUGGACGAGCGCCAGCAGCGCGCGCGGGGCGCUGGCGGAGUUGCGGGAAGAGGCGAACUUCUUGCAUGAGGAUCACUUUGCAGUGCAAGGGCUGCGUCUGCUCUUUCUGGCCUUGGAAGCCGAUGAGUUCCUCUCCGGCAAGCGUUCUGAGGGAGGCCAGGAAUGGCUGCGUGAACUGCAACGGGUGGCGCAAUGGCAAGACCGGAUUCGUCCAGCGCAGCACGGCGGUAUGCUGCUGAUGCUCUCCUUUAAGAGCCUGGCGCCCGCGGUCCGGCUUUUGGCGACGGACGGGUUCGAGGAGCUGCGGGCUUUGGCCCGAGCGGUGCUGCGGAUGGACGAAGCCUGGGACGGCGAUCGAGUCACCACCUUGACGCUGCCUGAAGCGCCACCUGCUUGUGUCCCGCUGCCGAAGAGGGCGAACCUGCCCUCGCCGAUGGUGCUGACGCAGGACUGGCUCAUGAAGCACGCGCUGCCGCGGAACGACCUCUUCCUGGCGAAGCGCGUCUUGAUGGACCGCGCAGAUCUGACGGCUGCGGACCGGCAGGGCAACUCUGUGCUGGCAGUGGCUGUGGAGCACCAAUGCUCCCAGGAGAUGGUGGAGCUGCUCUUGGAGCGAGGCUGCCCUCGCUCCUCCAAAGGGCCCCUGGGGCCGCCCUUGGCCAUUGCCGCAAGAUGCGGCCGCCUGGAGGUGGUUCGGGUCCUCUUGGACUAUGGCUGCGACCCAGCAGAGAUUGAGGUGCCUGGGCAAAAGCUCUCGGAAGCGGCCCAGAGCCUCUUGGGCUACAUGGUGCCGCAGCCCUCGGUGCUGCGCCAGGGCCUCCCGCUGCGGCGGCUCCGGCGGGAGCUGGCGGUGGCGCUGCUGCCGCUGGCCACAGCAAUACUGCCCUCGGCUGCCCAGAAGGACUUAUACGACCAGCUCGUACAG
This is a messenger RNA of Effrenium voratum, 1896 nucleotides long. Lineage: Eukaryota; Dinophyceae; Suessiales; Symbiodiniaceae. The record is from the annotation of a GenBank genome assembly.